AUGUCAACUCCUCCUGGUCACAACCUCAGUGUCUCCACAUUCCUCCUCACAGGCUUUCCAGGAUUAGAACAAUUUUAUUCUUGGAUUGCCGUCCCUUUCUCCUCCAUCUAUGCUAUUGUCCUUUUAGGGAAUUGCAUGAUUCUCCAUGUGAUCCGGACUGAGCCAAGUCUACAUGAGCCCAUGUUCUACUUCCUAGCUAUGCUGGCUUUCACUGACCUGUGCAUGGGGCUGUCUACUAUUCACACAGUGUUGGGGAUCUUGUGGGGGUUCAGCAAUGACAUCAGCCUGGAUGCCUGUAUUGCCCAGACUUAUUUCAUUCAUGGUCUGUCCUGUACAGAAUCUGGAGUCCUUCUUGCCAUGUCUUUUGAUCGAUUCAUUGCCAUCUGUAAUCCUCUCAGAUAUACAACUAUCUUGACAAAUACCAAAGUCAUUCAAGCUGGGUUGAUUAUUUUAUCAAGGAGUGCUUUGUCAAUUCUUCCUGUCAUCAUCCGCCUGAAGUUCUUCAGUUUCUGCCAUCACCACAUCCUCUCCCACUCUUUCUGUCUACACCAGGACCUGCUCCGGCUGGCUUGCUCUGACAUCCGCUUCAAUAGCUUCUAUGCCCUGGCUCUGGUGAUCUGCACCUUGCUAUUAGACUCCCUCCUCAUUCUCCUCUCUUACAUCCUGAUCCUACAUACAGUCUUAGCUAUUGCAUCCCAGGAGGAGAGAUUCAAAUCCUUUCAGACUUGUAUCUCCCAUAUCUGUGCCGUCCUGGUCUUUUACAUCCCAAUUAUUGGUCUUACAAUGGUGCAUCGGUUUGGAAAACAUCUCUCACCAUUAGUCCAUGUCCUAAUGGGUAACAUCUAUAUCCUUUUUCCACCUCUCAUGAACCCUAUCAUCUACAGCAUCAAGACCAAGCAAAUUCGCAUCAGGAUUCAAAGAAUCUUCCUCUUGAAAAGAGAUUGA
This is a messenger RNA of Vombatus ursinus (common wombat), 945 nucleotides long. Its product is annotated as olfactory receptor 51V1-like. NCBI's taxonomy places the organism in Eukaryota, Metazoa, Chordata, Mammalia, Diprotodontia, Vombatidae. Gene Ontology annotation, biological process: G protein-coupled receptor signaling pathway. Gene Ontology annotation, cellular component: membrane. The record is from RefSeq and is a predicted model, not a curated record. Bases 1 to 945 code for a protein of 314 amino acids. The transcript has a single exon. Gene Ontology annotation, molecular function: olfactory receptor activity; G protein-coupled receptor activity.